AUACAACGAUACAUAUUAGAAUGAAAGGUCACAAUACAUAAUGUGAUAGAUAUAGCACUGGGGUGGCGAAAGACCCUCAGGUCAUCAAAGUCUGCCACCCCUAAAAAACAAAAAUAUUAGUAUAUAAACAGGCAGCUGAAUCAUAUGACUACGAGUUCAGUUAAUAAAGCUAUUAAUUACGAUAAGAUCUAUCUAGGUAGGCCUAUACAAGAAUCGACAAAUAUAACACCUCGUUGGUGUACGUAGGAUGCAAGGUUCAAGUUGAUUUUGAUUUGAGUAUUAAACGUAUUUAUACAGUGUGAAUAAGAUGAGAAAAAAAUAAAUAAAUUAUACUAAAUAGUACAUACUCAUUAUAUGUACAGCACACGUUCAUAAACAUAGUUACAAAGUUCAUAAAUUAGAAUGUACAGCAUAUAAACAACAUCUAACAGACUUAUACAAUACUAGGUUAUAAUACUACAACUUCUACAAUAUUAAAGUACAGCAGACAAUAAGUUCAAGGUAUUUACAUAUAUAUAGUUGAAAUAAGCUAUUUCUAAGAAAAAUAUUAGAAUUUUGGGAAGGGUAAACUUUUAUAUAUACAGGAAUGUGCAGGUAUGACGCUCCAGAGUUUAACAACACGAACUUUAACAGAUUUAUUACAAGAACGCAGUUUUUAUACCUUGGUAGGUGAUAUGACAUUGAUAAAUUUAUACAGUGUGAUUCAUUGUAAGAUGAAAACAAAUUAAAACGAAAUAGUACAUACACAUUAUAAGUACAGCACACGUUCAUAAACAUAGUUACAAAGUUCAUAAAUUAGAAUUAUAACAAAUAAUAUAAUUAUACAAUAUUCUAUGAUGGCUAGGUGUGGUAUAGUACUGUAUAGUGAAAAACACCAGUGAGUGCUUUAAGUAACAUCACGGACACAGAGAAAAGGGAAUUAAUUAUUUUAUUUGCUAUGUUUUCGAUAUGUAUGUUUUAUAUCCUUGUUUCAUAUUAAUGUACUUAUUAUGAAUUCGGGUUGGGUGAGAUGGAAAGAUUAAUGAACCACCAGGGGCGCCAGCGUUUCGUUAUUUUUCAACAAGAGAACAAGUGUAUUGAAGUUGAUGGUGGUACAUAACUCUGGAGUCAUCGUUAAACUUGGAGCUGCAAGGAAACAUACACAAUUGUCUCAAUUAAAAUGUUCUGCUAAUGCCAAGUUAAUAACAUGUUUUAGACAAUCUACUCCGGUUGGUAGCUAAGGACUCCGGUCAUAUAUAAAGGAGUAUUUGAUAUGGAUUCCGAAGGUGUGAAUUUGUCAGGCAACCCGUUCGCUCAACUGUUUCCUAGUUUAAGCGAAGCACAACACUUUAGUGUCAAAGCUACCUUACCAUCACCAGAUUCCAAUAAAAGUGAUGAAGAUAAAAAAGAGACAAAAACGGAGCAUACAGCUUUUGAAACCAGGAAGUUAUUAUCUGUCAGCUAUCUUCUAGAGAGAAUAUUUCUUAUUACUCUUGACAAAGGUAGAUAUUCAUUGACAGAUGGGCUGAGACCUAGCUUCUGUGUGUACCUCGCUGAACUCCAUGACACGUUGGAAGGCCAAACAUGGCUGGACAGAGACUGUUUGGAACAGGCUGUGUUUGAGAGACUGAUGCAUGAUGAUUCCGCGACAGCCGUGAUUCCGACUCGAAACGCACAGCAUUUGAACCGCGAUGGCACCACUGCAGCAGCAGAGCCCCGCAUUCUCCCCUACUUGUGUCAGUGCUACAUCAGAGCAUGCAAGGAGGAAGCACUUGCUGACAAGACUUCCGACGAGGAUAUAUUUCGCCACGUUCAGAAUGUGAUAGUAUCGAAUUCAAAGACAGCUCUAAUUAUGAACGAGCUUUAUGCCAACCAAGAUAUACAAAGUCAACUUCUGACUAUUUUUCAUGAGCACAUCAAUUUUUCAGAGUGCGAGGCAAUGUAUAGGUUCUUGGAGGCGGUUGCCGUGGCAGUUGAUUCAGCAGACGAAGCAGAGCUUUCCGAUAUCUGGUCACCUGUACUAGAAGAGAUGAGGAAGAGCAUACUUGCGCUUUCGCUGGUCGACUCUGCGGCCUAUCAAUACAUGGAGCUGCUAAAGUUUCUCACACAUACAGCUUGCCUUGCUCGGGUUGUGGUUGAGUUCACGACCCCGAAGAAUCCAGACGAUGGCCGAGCAUAUGAGACCAGCCUACUGGGAUGCACCAUGUCGCUCUCAUGUCUCGUCAAGAACCCUGCUGCAGAGCAUGGCUUCUUUGAAAAUCCAUCCUCCUCGUCUCAACAGGAGCACAAGAUCACAGAGCAAAAUGUGUGGCGGCCUAUCAAGGAGCUGAACGAUAGCGUGUAUACUGUGUUUUACAACCUGCUGAGAGCAUCCCCAGAUAUACGACAUCGCAUGCUCGGGUGGCUAGGAGGCUGUCUGCGUGCAAACUCAGGCAGGACGAAGCUGUGGACUAAUCACCAGUUUGACGACGUCGUGAGCCCAUAUGCUUCUGAUGGCUUUCUACUCAACCUGACUAAUGUGCUGCUGAGACUGUGCAAGCCGUUCGCUGAACCGAUGUCCCAAAAGCUUCUUCGCAUUGACUUGUCCUACAGGAUGGCUGUAGCUUCUAGUGAUCAAGAUGCUAAGGAGAGAGGAAUCCACAUGAGAGGUCUGGCAAAGGAGACUUGUCUAAUACCUGCAGCAGAAGGUGAUAACAACAACGGUGACACCACACAAGUCCGCUACAAUUUUAGUACAGAAUGCUUCUUCAUGGCACAUUACAGCUUCUACCUCGGAUUCCAAGUAGUGCAUGGAAAACUAGUGAAGCUUUCACAGGAACUGGGACGGAUACAGAGGGUAUGGGAAGAUGCACGGGACAUGGCUGGAGAUAGCAACGACAGUGUGCGGAGAAUACACCAAGCCAUGGAUAAGGGAAUGACUCGCUUUCUGUCGAUGAAAGCUGGUCUCUUGGAGCCACACUCUCUUGAACUGGCGCUCAAUUUUCACGUUGCCACGGCGACGCUCCUGAAUCAUCUGGGAAGCAGCCGGCCUGGUGCUGCGGACUACCAGCCGAUGGUGUUCCCUUUGGUUGAGGAAGGUUCAGAGUCGCUGGAAAACAUACCGGAGUUCAUGAUGGAGAACGUCGUCGACUUCAUGACGUUUCUGCGGCGAUUUCAGGAUGACAUGUUCCAGACUGCGGGUUCACAAUUGGAGCACCUAAUGACAUUGACGCUGGUGUUCAUGGGAUCUCCGGCUAGAAUGCGCAACCCCCAUCUGCGAGCCAAGCUAGCUGAGGCUCUAGAAGCACUCAUGCCACAUCAGGACCAGCGGCUCACCAUGGUGUCAAUGUUGAAUCGUCGGCAGCUGUUUGUGGCGCACCCGCACAUCCGUGAACUAGCUGCGACGCUGCUCCACGUGUUUGUGAGCAUCGAGAUGACGGGACAGUCCGUCCAGUUUGAGCUCAAGUUCAACUACCGGCGACCGAUGUACAUCGCACUCGAGUAUAUCUGGGGGCUGGAUUUGCAUAAGCAACGAAUAAAGGAGCUGGCAGACCACGCGUUGCAGAACAUUGAAGCGACGGAUUCUCCGCUGUUCCUCCGCUUCGUCAACCUCCUCAUCAACGACGCCAUCUUCCUACUGGACGAGGCUCUUCAGGUACCGUCCGAUCUUAUUCCGAUCAACCAGUCUUCCAUCAAAUACUUAGACCUAAUUGCGAUUUUAAUAAUAACGCUCAUAACGCCCGGCCUCUCACGGUCCGCAACGCACUCUCACGUCCGCGCUUUCCUUAACGUCGCGCCGUCUAACGUCACGCGGCCUUCUCAGGCCGCGCGUCUAACGUCGCGCGACAUCAACGUCGCGCCUCUCACGAGUGCCGACGCCUUCAUCCACGAGCACUCGCACCGCCACCACCGUGCUCCAUCCAGAUCCGGCCAGCCGGCGAUGUACGCGACCGAGAAUUUCAGCCUCGCAGCUUACCAGGAGGUGGCCAGUAAGCAGCAGGCAGAGGACGAGCUGCUGGAAGAGGCCCCCGAGGAGUUCCUAGACCCGAUUCUCGGCACCAUCAUGCGAGAUCCUGUCUUGCUGCCAACUUCCGGCCACACCAUGGACAGAUCCACCAUCGCUCGUCACAUCCUCAGCGAUCAGUCGGAUCCAUUUAAUCGGCAGCCUUUAUCUAUGGAGAUGGUCGUUCCCAAUGAGCAGCUUAAGCAACAGAUCAAUGAAUGGAUUCAGGCGCAUAGGGACCAGAAGCAGCACUCGAAACAGCAGUCAUGACAGGGUAGCCGUGGUAUGACGUCCCGAUCUUACUCACGUUCACGAGUAGUGAGUGAUUUAUUCAAGAAUAAUAUGCUGAAUCCUGUUUGGUAACUGUGGUGGCAUAGCUGCACCAACGUACUUCUACAGUGCACCAGCUACGUGGUGUAGUAGUAAAUAAGUGCUGAUAUCAAAUAGAGCUUUUGACAGAAGUGAAAGUAUCAUACUGAGCAGCAUAAACGUUCAAUGCUUACUAUAGCAGGGAACGAGUGAAUGUUCCAGGCGGUACAUCAAAACUGAUUCGCACGGCCUGUUGUAGACUGAUACUGCACCGAAGUCACUAAGCCUGCAGUGACAAACAAGUUGAUUGGGGGGUGUUGUAAAUACGUGGGAUUGUGUUCACCGGGGCAGGCACAGUUAUAAAGUCUGAGGACAAAUAGCGGUAUGGUAUGCGUGCGUGUUGCUAUGGGUGUGGGUCAGAUAAAUUUUAUGAUCAAUACUGCUGAACGUGCCGCUUUAUAGGAUUUGUCGUGUUGUAAUAAAACAUUUCUGAGGUAAAAAUAUCCUGUUCCACAUUUUCAUAAAGUACAUGGGUUUAUAGGAGAUCAAUGAUGGACGUGUAUGUAAUUCUUGUUUAACAGCAUGUUCAUCAGGAUAAUACUAACGGUGAGUGUGUCAGUGACGCAUCGGCGGCCAGCAACGCAUGGCGAUUUGUAAAGUGACGUGACGUGCCAUGUCUCGGUAUGGCAAUAAAACCUAGCUGAAGAAAUAUCCCAUAUGUGGGUUACCUUGCACAUAAAGUUCUGUUCUUGUGAGAGCUUUCUUUUGAUGCGGUGAUUCAGGGCCACUCUUAGAGAGCGGAGGAAACCAAUGCCGUCUCCCCGGCGUCUCCACGUGUCGUUAUUAGAACAUAAGAGAAUAGACCGUGCCAACAAUAAUUACCAACGAUAAUAACUUUGGAAAUAGCAUUCCAACAAUAUUUCUAGCCAUUUCAUCUUUAUUUUGAUAUAAACGACUAAAUACAAGCAUAUUUACGUUUUGGACAUACGUUGGAAUCAGAUGGAAGUGAAAUUAGUUCGACCACGAGACCAUAAUAAUGCAAUGAGCACGAUAAUAAUGCUAGGCAGCCAGAGCGUCGGGUGGUACUCAAUGUCGUAUUUUAGCACAUACGGUGGUGACCGUAACUUAGCACAGACUUGCCUCUUGCGAUAGGACGUGUUUCAGAGAGGGCAAAUCGGCAAUAUCAUGAUUUUCGUUAUAGACUGAUUCUGCUUGAUUCCGCGUGAUUCGCUAUUCCGCGUGAUUCUGCUUCAAAUGCGUUCCGGAGUAUGCCGAUAGUUAUUGUAAUGAAAUGCUUUGUCACCAUCUAUGUGCAAAUUUAAAAUCAAUUUCAAUAAUAUAUA
Molecule: messenger RNA, 5613 nt
Organism: Priapulus caudatus
Lineage: Eukaryota; Metazoa; Priapulida; Priapulimorpha; Priapulimorphida; Priapulidae
Product: ubiquitin conjugation factor E4 A-like
Exons: 19
Coding region: 1253-4231 (992 amino acids)
Biological process (GO): protein polyubiquitination
Cellular component (GO): cytoplasm; ubiquitin ligase complex; nucleus
Molecular function (GO): ubiquitin-ubiquitin ligase activity
Source: RefSeq, a predicted model, not a curated record